AUGACCCAAGAGCAAAUCGAAAACUUCCAGGGGAAGCCAAUUGUUACACACCAAAAGGGCACGGCCGAAUUUCUUCCACCUACGACGGGAGGAGCCACUGCAAAGCUUACCUGGGUAAACCCUUUCACCAAUAAGGGUAACUCAUCCGUUUCGAAAGUCGAGGAUCUCUCCGGAAGUGCACUUGCCCAGCAACAUAUGGCCAACGUGAUUGAGUGGGCAAGAGAAUACCUCCCUGGCCUACGGGGAGCACGGAUCAGUUCUAUCAGGUCUAUUUGGGAUGGUAUCACCGACACCCAGGAUCCACUUAUUGCCCGACACCCCGAUCUGGCGAAUGUGGUUACGGCGGUGGGUGGAUCUUUCAAUCGCGCUAAAGACCUCCCAAGUAUCGGCAAGCUGGUUGUCGACGUUCUUGAUAACGAGCCUAUCCCGGAACAGUACGGAUGGAACCCGGAGAGGACGGCUAAUGGCUACUGGCGAUUUCGCCGAGAUGGAGAAGGCAGCUGGGGCCUUUAA
This is a messenger RNA of Pyricularia pennisetigena, 513 nucleotides long. RefSeq lists its product as uncharacterized. NCBI's taxonomy places the organism in Eukaryota, Fungi, Ascomycota, Sordariomycetes, Magnaporthales, Pyriculariaceae. The record is from RefSeq and is a predicted model, not a curated record. Bases 1 to 513 code for a protein of 170 amino acids. The transcript is spliced from 2 exons.